AAAAGCCGAUCAAAAUUAAAUUUAACAUAAUAUUAAUGUGUCCGUUAUAUCUAAAUGAAUCAGUUAUGUGAAGAUCUUUUACUAUUGUAAAAUUAUUAUAUCCUAUGCAUUAUUCCUAAGUCCUUUAUAAGGUCUUUAUUGUAGAGCUUACAAGGUUCAAAUGAAUUAACCAAAAAGUGUUUUUUGUUGAUUUCCUAUUGAGAAGAAGCUAAUUAAAGAUUCUUUUUUGCUCAAGCCACUUACUAGCCAAUAAUCAAAAACUGACUGCCAAAAAAACCAAUUAAUAAUAUAAUAGACAUUUCUACAGAGGCCUUUCUAUGGGCCGAACAAAGCAAAAUCCUAAAAAAAGAGAAGACCUCUUUCUUGGAAGUUGCAGCUUAAGCACCCUAGGUGAAUUCGUCCCGUACUGCUACAAGAAAAAACUGAAAAAACAAUCAACAAAGACCCCCAGCAUCCCUUAUUAUCGAUUAGAUAUUGUCCGGGAGGAUAAUAAGUUAUUUUAUUUAGGGGAAAUACUUAUAGGGCACACUAGUAAUGUUUGUCCGGAAAUAAUAGAUGAAUGUAAAAUUGGUUUUAAGAAUGAUGAAGAACAGAACUCUGUGAUGUUGGAUUGUGGAGAGCAGCUUGUGGUUGUUACUGUAUUUAGUGAUGUGCAUUUUUUGAAAGAUUUUGUCCUCGCAAAAGUAUUUUCAUUUGAUAUAUAUGCACAGGACGAUAACGUAUUCUUUAAAGUUUAUUUUACCAAUUUACCUCCACCAAGAUGUUCAAAUAAGAUUUCCAAAGUGAUUAAGGCAGCUUUUGAGUUGUUUUACGGCAUAACUCUGUCAGAUAAAUCAUUGGGCAAUAAUAGUAAUAUACAACAUAGCUUAACAAAUGUAGAACUCAACGAGUUAUAUGAUAAAAUUGUUAAGACAAGGCCAAAAUGUGAAUAUACAAGUUUAGAUGCUGAGAAACUUGAUUUAUUAAGGCCAAAAUUGAGACCUUACCAAGAGCAAGCUGUACAAUGGAUGAUUCAUAGAGAAACUGUAACAAAUAAGACUAAUGGAAACAUACACCCUUUGUACCAAAAAGUGUGUUUAAAAUCUGGCCUCAAUGUAUAUGUGGAUAUUCACACUGGUUGGGUGGAAAAAGAGCCUCCACUGGUCACAAGUGAUUGGAAGGGUGGAAUUCUGGCUGAUGAAAUGGGUUUGGGCAAAACCGUUGAAGUUUUAGCCCUCAUUUUGAGCCAUAGAGAUGAAAAUGCCCAUAUAAAAGACCCGUUAGAGCAAGAGACUAAUGAAUUAAAAAUCACAUAUCAAACAAAAAAAAACAAACAGCCGAGAGAUGACGAUAUAGUUAUAAUUGAAGAAAAGAGAGUUAAAGUUGAUCCAGAACUGUCAGUUGAGAAGGCCUCGGCAAGAAAGUCUGCCACUUUUAUAGCUCUACAGUCGAUGUAUAAUCGAACAUUAUCUGAAUAUUGCACUACCGGACCAAGAAGACAAUCUGAGAAUUAUGGAGUACAAUGUAUUUGUGGCAGUAUUAACGAAAAAGACAGUAUUCAAUGCACAUUAUGCAAAAAACUGCAACACACUUCUUGUCUGGGUUACCAAAGACGCAUGGGUCCCUAUAAGUGCCCCCAGUGCUGGGAAAAUGUCGAUCCAAUUUCUUCUGGGGCCACCCUAAUAGUCGCCCCAUCAAACUUGAGGCAUCAGUGGUGUAAAGAGAUGAAAAGCCACCUGAAACCCGGCUUACGGAUCCUGAACUACGAGGGGUACAGCGCCACCCCAGUUUACCCCACCGAACUCCAAAACUACGACAUAGUGAUAACCACUUAUAGCGUACUACAAAGCGAGUUAAGACUUACGGAAACUGGACAAUCUUUUAAGCUUAGGAGGCAACGGAAAUAUUGGCCCGGUAGCAGUCCGUUGGUGAAAGUGAAAUGGUGGCGGUUGUGCCUUGAUGAGGCCCAAGCGGUAGAAACGCCGGGUCGCGUGGUGUCCGUUAUGGCCGGCAAAAUACCGGCGGUACACCGGUGGGCCGUUACUGGGACCCCGAUGGCCAAAGGAGUCGCUGACCUGUUUGGACUGAUUGAUUACUUACAAAUGGAACCUUACAAGGAUCCCGAAACCUGGAGGUACAUCUUAUACGAUCCAUACCUAAAAGGAAAACCGGAGGCCAUGUACGACUUUCUAUCCAGAGUUUUGUGGAGGACUUCUAAGGAUUCCGUGUUGGCUCAAAUAAAUAUUCCGGCACAAAUGAAAGAGUUGCACCUCUUAGAGUUCUCGGCGGUGGAAAAGUUCUUUUACGGUAAGGAACACGAGAUUUGCGGCAAGGAGUUUUUGCAUAUAGCCUCUAAGUACGAGGAUGAGCUGCCGCUGGAAAAGAUGAACCGAAGCGACUUGAAAAACUUGAUGGCUCCUCUGUUUGCGUUGAGACAGGCCUGCUCGGAUCCGAGCGCUGUAAGGGGAAAGGGACGGUAUUUGUCCUUGAAAAAGGAUACCACGUCCAUGAAGGACUUAUUGGACGCCCUUAUUUUGAAGAACAAAAACGAUUGCGAGGAGAGUUUAAGGGUUAUGAUUAGUUCGAUUAAUGGAUUAGCUGGGAUAUAUUUGCUUAGCAACCAACCGGACUGCGCCAUAGACGAAUACCGAAAAGUGCUGCAACUCGCUGCCAAAUUCUCCAAAGAAGAAAAGGAAGGAAAGUUUCAUAUAGAUAAAUUACCAUUGAUUCAUUGCAUGUACAACCUGGCCGAAGUAUUUAAAACGCAUCCUCCGAAGGAACCAACCCUAAGGGACGACACUUUGGCUCAAGAUUGUGCUGCACUAGAGACUCAGUACAUCACGAAAUUCAUGAACGAAAGUGCCUCAGCCAAAGAAUCCUGGGAGCAAGUGAACACCGCAGUGUUCCAACACGAGGAGCAUUUUAUGUUAAAACACGGUCAAUGGUAUUCCGAGGGUUUCGAUUGGAUAGAGAUACACAACUUGGAGCAGGAUUUUAUUUCGAGGGCGAAAAUGAACGCUGAUAAUGCGAACGUCGAUUGUAAGAUAAGUGGUGAGUCCUCACGUUAUUUAUUAAGAAAAAUCUACCUCUGGCACGAAACACUAGAAGAGUUUAGAGAAACCCUUAUAAAUGCCAUAGAGGUCAUCUACAAACAAGAUCCAGAAACUAAACAGAUCGUUAUAUCGCAAGGGUUAGUGGAAAAGGCGAUGAAUUGCCAUUUACGCAGGCAACAAACUAAAACGAAGAAAAAGGGGCCGAAUUGUCUUAUCUGUGUGGCAAAUGGUAAACUGAAAAACUACGAGGCCCAACUGUUUACCAUGAAGAAAAGAACUCAGAUCUUCGAAGAGAUGAGCCUGGAAGGCAGUUGGAAACCCAAGCUGGAAGAAUUACUGCUCAAAGCCCUCUUGGGUCUACUGAAAGCGAAAAAUUGCAAACCGGAAUGGAUCAAAGACGGAGAAACUCACAUUUCCCUUAUUGACACCUUAAAAAAGGAAUUUAAGGAAAUCCGAAAACUGUGGACCCAUCUGGACCAGCAGGUAUGCGCCCAGGACGAACUGGACAUUUGCAAAGUGCGACUUCAAUUUAAAACGGACGAUGGCUGCUUGAAGACUAAUAGGGCGUUAAAGAACUUGAGUUACGACCAAAAGAUCACGCACGAGAACAUUAAUUUGAUUUUACCAUCUGAGAUUCCGCAUCAAGAAUUAACGUUGAAAUCUGAAGAGAGAACGCAGAGUUGUAAGCUAGACGCUCUUUUGGGGACAAGGAAUUAUUUAGAAACGUUAAAGCAGCAACAAUUCGAGGGAUACACCCCUGAUCCUUGCCCUAUUUGCAGGGGUGCACUGGUUAAUACGUGGGUGAUAUUAAUGUGCGGACACACGUAUUGUAUGGAGUGUUUUCAAACACUUUUAGGAAAGGUAACAGAUCAUAUCCAUUGUUGCGUAUGUCGUGCAAAACAGAACCUCCAAGACGUUUCCUAUAUAAAAAGUAGCGCCCACGUCGCGGAAAACAACCCCGUAGAAGAAAUACAAUUAGCGCAACAGUACUCCCGUAAAGUCGAGGAUGUCGUGCGGUUAAUUUUGAAAUUGAGAAGACGAGACCCGUUGGUGAAGAUCCUGUUGUUUUCUACGUUUAAACACGUUUUAAAACUGCUGAGGAGGGCCUUGGAGGAGAACGAUAUCGAGGCGGAACUAGCGGAUGCCAGUUCCGCAUUCGAGAAGAGGAUAGCCAGCUUUAAGGACCCUUUAAAAAAAAUAACGGUCCUACUCCUACCGAUCCGCUUAGGUUCCAAGGGCCUAAACUUAAUAGAGGCGACCCACGUGGUACUGCUGGAACCCCUUCUAAAUCCCGCCGAUGAACUGCAAGCGAUUGGCAGGGUACACAGAAUUGGCCAGACCAAGCCUACGUUCGUGCAUAAAUUUUUAAUAAAAAACACCAUUGAAGAGUCGGUUUAUAAUGCCACUAGUGCCAACUCGGACGGGUGGGAGCGAGGGAGGAUUACAGUUGGACAGCUGAAGGGUUUGUUUAAUAAUAAUAAUGAUGCAAGUGAUGAGGUUUCAACGGAAAACGAUUUGGAGCAAAGUACAGGCAACGAAGUCGUAGGUUAUAAUGAGGAUGCGAUGCGAGAAAGAUGUAGUGGCGGGUAUCGGCGUAGUGAUCUACGCCACUUUGGACCACGAGAUGAACGAGGGCGAAGAGGUGAUCAUCAGUAACGAGCUCGAGCAGUUAAUUACCGACAUGAUAACCGACGAUUUCAACAAUAUCUCACAGACACAUCACGAAACAGACGAUGAAGGCAUCGAAAGGGAUUCAGAAGAGCAUUUUGAAGCGGGUACUUCGAAGUGUAACGGCGAACAAAAUCGGGUUCCUUUGACGGAAGUUAUUAGCAGAUGCGAGGCGCAUUUGGGCACCCUCACAAAAGCCCAAGCGGAAGCUCACUAUAAA
Messenger RNA from Anthonomus grandis grandis, 4920 nucleotides. Its product is annotated as E3 ubiquitin-protein ligase SHPRH. Bases 318 to 4688 code for a protein of 1456 amino acids. Gene Ontology annotation, cellular component: nucleus. NCBI's taxonomy places the organism in Eukaryota, Metazoa, Arthropoda, Insecta, Coleoptera, Curculionidae. Gene Ontology annotation, biological process: protein polyubiquitination; DNA damage response. Gene Ontology annotation, molecular function: ATP binding; ubiquitin protein ligase activity; ATP-dependent chromatin remodeler activity. The transcript is spliced from 27 exons. The record is from RefSeq and is a predicted model, not a curated record.